AUGGUUUUAGAUGCUGCCGGUCCUCAGUUUAACAAUGAGAACAUGGAUGAGCCACCGCAUCCUGAUGCGCAGAAACUUUAUGAUAUGCUAAAUGCUGCUGAUAAUGAGUUGUGGCCUGGUUGCAAGAAACAUUCACAGUUGUCAUAUGUGGUUCGACUAAUGAGUUUGAAAGCAGAGUUUCAUUGGCCUGAGAAAUGUUAUGAUCGAGUCACAGAACUGAUCAAAGAAGGGUUUCCAAGUGAUGAUGACUUAUUGCCAAAUAGCUUUUAUAGCACAAAAAAAUUAUUGCGUGGCAUAGGAUUACCGGUUGAAAAAAUUGACUGUUGUCCAAAUAAUUGUAUGAUUUUUUGGCGAGACGACAGUUUGUUACACACAUGCAGACAUUGUGGCGAAUCACGCUUUCAAGACCAAAAUGUUGGUUCUAUAGCGGAUAAAAACAAACAGGUGGCUAAAGCAAAGAUGUAUUAUUUUCCUCUGACUCCUCGAUUGCAAAGACUAUAUGCAUCCAAAGCCACAGCUGAAGAAAUGCGUUGGCAUUCUUCAUCUACUGAUGAUGGAGUUAUGCGACAUCCAGCAGACUCUCCUGCGUGGAAGCACAUUAACAAUACAUUCCCCGAAUUUGCUUCAGAUUGCCGUAAUGUGCGAUUAGGACUUUCAACGGAUGGGUUUCAACCAUUUGGCCAAUCAGGGAAACAGUACUCCUCGUGGCCAGUUAUCUUAACACCUUACAAUCUUCCUCCUUGGCUAUGUAUGAAGGAACAUUUCAUGUUCCUCACAGUGUUAGUUCCCGGGCCGCGUAAUCCUAAAGAUAAGUUGGAUGUUUUUCUACAACCAUUAAUAGAUGAACUGAAACAAUUGUGGGAAGUGGGUGUGCCUACCUAUGAUAUUUCAUUGAAGCAAAAUUUUCAAAUGCGAGCAAUUUUGAUGUGGACCAUAAGCGAUUUUCCAGCAUAUUCUAUGUUGUCUGGAUGGAGUACAGCUGGAAGAUUAGCUUGUCCUCAUUGCAUGGAAAACACUGAUGCGUUUACUUUAGAGAGAAGUGGUAAACAAUCAUGGUUUGACAAUCAUCGAAAAUUCUUACCUACUAAUCAUCCAUUUCGAAAGAAUAAAAAAGCAUUCCGUAAAAACACGAUGAUCCUAGAUGGCCCACCAGAACCAAAGUCAGGAGAAGAAAUCUUGAACGAGAUAGAUACAUUAGGUUUGGUAAGAGUGAUGGAUGACUUCAAUGACAUGAACAAGAUUGUCUCAAGUCGUGCUAGAUCUGGAUGGAAGAAAAGAAGCAUCUUCUGGGAUCUCCCUUACUGGAAGGAACUAUUGAUUCGACAUAAUUUGGAUGUAAUGCACGUUGAAAAAAAUGUCUUUGAUAAUGUAUUUAAUACCGUGCUUAACGUCCAAGGGAAGACUAAGGACACAUCAAAGUCGAGAGAAGAGCUCGAUAAAUAUUGUGCCAGACCUGAAUUAAAGCGUAACGAGGAGACUGGGAAGUUUCCAAAAGCUUCAUACACCCUUGACAACCGUGAAAAGAAAGUCUUGUGUGAAUGGGUCAGAGGUCUUCGAUUUCCAGACGGAUAUGUGUCUAAUAUGGGUAGAUGUGUUGAUUUGAGGAAGCUAAAGAUGUUUGGAAUGAAAAGUCAUGAUUGUCAUGUGUUCAUGCAACGCAUACUACCUGUUGCGUUUCGUGAACUUCUUCCUCAAAAUGUUUGGAAGGCUAUCACAGAGUUAUGUCUAUUUUUCAAGGACUUGACGUCUAGAGCAAUAAGAAUUGAAGAUAUGGGUAGGCUAAGUGAUAACAUUCCAAUAAUUUUGUGCAAUCUUGAACGUAUUUUCCCACCUAGUUUCUUUGACUCAAUGGAGCAUCUGCCAGUUCAUUUAGCCGAUGAAGCUCGUCUUGCUGGGCCAGUUCAGUUUCGAUGGAUGUAUCCAUUUGAGAGAUUGUUUGAAGAUGAAAUGAUAAGAUCAAAUCCAAGGCUAUCACAUUCUGAGUUAGGAAAUCUUGUUGACACACAAUUUGCUGAUUGGUUCAAAAGAUUUGUAAGAUGUCAGCCACCGAAUGAUGUGAACAAAUAUAUCCAGGAUCUUUCCAAAGGACCUUUGUUAGAGGUUAAAACAUAUCAUGGAUAUGUUAUUAAUGGGUAUAGAUUUCAUACACUAUCAUAUCAGUCACGUCGAGCUACUAUGAAUAGUGGAGUUUGUAUAAAGGGUGAAAUAUUUGGCACUGAUGAGAUGGAUUUUUAUGGCCGAUUGAUUGAGGUUUGUGUGUUAGAUUAUCCUAGUAUGCCAAUCAAAAGGACCACAUUAUUUAAAUGUGAAUGGUUUGAUCCAUCAACUUCUGGGACAGUGGUUCAUAAGGAUUUCAAAUUGGUUUCUAUAAACCACACGCGUAAGUAUAAUAAGUAUGAGCCAUUUGUCUUAGCAAAUCAAGCCACCCAAGUGUAUUAUUGCUCGUAUCCUAGCACGAAUCAGGUAAAAAAGGAUUGGUGGGAAGUGUGUAAGGUGAAAGCAAGGUCUAAGGUUGAACUUCCGAACCCGACAACAUCAACAAUAGAGCCACCGUUCCAAGAGGAUGAAAUGCUUGUGCCUUUGUUAGAUAUGAAUCUAGCAAUUGGUGAUGAUACUCCAAUACUUCAUCCAAAUGGUGGGAUGAUAGAUAUCAAUGAUGUUGAUGAAUACCCUUCGGAUGAAGAUAUAGUAUUUUCUGAUGAUGAAAAUAUUGAUAUAGAUGAUGAGUAA
Molecule: messenger RNA, 2730 nt
Organism: Salvia hispanica
Lineage: Eukaryota; Viridiplantae; Streptophyta; Magnoliopsida; Lamiales; Lamiaceae
Source: RefSeq, a predicted model, not a curated record